Molecule: messenger RNA, 1837 nt
Organism: Ruditapes philippinarum (Manila clam)
Lineage: Eukaryota; Metazoa; Mollusca; Bivalvia; Venerida; Veneridae
Exons: 3
Coding region: 765-1796 (343 amino acids)
Biological process (GO): DNA integration; DNA recombination
Molecular function (GO): DNA binding
Source: RefSeq, a predicted model, not a curated record
UCUAAGCUAUGUUUUGCAUAGCGAUUUUUAUGUAAGCAGGUGAAAGGAACGGGAUAACGGGUGCUAGACCAUUAAAGACUGUCGGCCAAUGAAAAUCGUUAAUAUCCCUUAAAGAAUUUCGGCCAAUGAAAAUCGUUAACCCUUAUCAGCACGCCGCUCCGAGAACCGGUUUAAACCAGUUACGAUUGCGGCCGGACACUCUAAACAAAGAAAAUUUUGCAUUUUAAAUAUUAUUUGUGUUAUUUCUUUAACAUAUUGUUACAAUUUCAUUGGAAUAUUCCGUUUUUUGUGACAAUUUCAUUUUCUGACAGUAGUUUUAUCGUAUAAUAUUGAAGUUUAUCUGUCGAAAGCAAGUUUUUUCUGCAAUUUAUUAUUCGUCACAUAUCGAGUGCGGAGAACAAAGGAAUUUAUUUGUGAAGGAACAAAAAUGCCAUCUAGGAAAAGGGUCGCGACUUCAACUAAACGGGGAGGAAACAAAAAACAAAAACAAACUGACAAUAGGGCAACGCCUGUCACGGAAACAAACGACAAUGCUGUGGCUACGGAAACUAGCACCCACCAUAACACAAGGAACAAGGAGUCACGACGCCCAUCUACGCAUCAACCUUCAACAAGUUCUAUAGAUGUCGACCAAAUUGGAGAAAUAGUUGACACAUUGUCAACCAAACUGGAGGCUAUGGUUGAUAAAAAAAAUUCAAGACAUUUUGGGGAAAGACACAAAUGCUUCUCAAAAUUUGCCUGUACUGGAAUUGCCACAGCCCGAGAUGCCUAAUUCAACUUCUAACUCUGACCAUCAACACGGUCAUAUAGAUAGACAAGUUCAAGCAGCUGGCACCAUUCAGCAAGCCAAAUCCAACAACAAUAAGCCCACAGCUUCAACCACAGACAUUUUGCAAGGGGUUGAAAAUUUGUUGAAUGUUUCUCUUGCUCCAUCCACCUUAGAAACGUACAAAAGAAGUUGGACUCUUUUUCAAACAUUUAGCAAUUCAUACUUUGAAGCUCCUUUAUCACUUCCCAUAUCUGUCUCAGUUAUAGCCUUAUUUGUGGGUUUUCUACACCAAAAAGCAAUGUCUUCAAAGUCUAUUUGUACCUACCUUUCAGGCAUUAGCUAUGUCCAUAAGCUUUCGGGAGAAUAUGACCCCACUAAACACUUUUUGAUAUCUACACUGAUCAAAGGUACCCAACGUUUGUCUCCGUCUUAUGACCUCCGACUACCAAUUACUACUACAAUUUUGGACAAGCUGCUAGCAGCUUUAAAAAUUACAAGUCAAUCCUACUUCCAUGAGAAACUGUUCUCCGCCAUGUUUUUCUUUGCAUUUAACGCAUUUGCAAGAUGCAGUGAAAUCACAAAGUGCAAACCAUCCACAGAGCCAUUUAUUUUAAAAUUAUCAGAUAUGAAUUUUAUUUCAGAAGCAGGUCAAUCAUUUGUGUCAGUAACAUACCGCUUCUACAAACAUAACUCCGGUAAACCUCACACAAUCACUUUUUCACAUGGCCAUGCAAAGACAUCUGCUAUUACAGCGAUGCAUGACUACAUUGCACUGCGAGGUCAAUCCCCAGGCCCCCUAUUUUCAUUACCCUCUGGUCAACCAGUACCCAGGAAAUUAUUUGACAAACAGCUCAAAUCAACUUUAAGUUUUUGUGGCAUAAAUAGUGAUAGGUAUAAAUCACAUAGUUUUAGAAUAGGUAAAGCCACUGAUUGUGCUCAACGAGGUUAUUCUGAUGCAAAAAUACGUUUUUUAGGAAGAUGGAAUAGUAACGCUUUCCGCAAAUACAUAAGAGUAACAGAGUGUUGAAAAAACAACCGAAUAUAUAUUUUCCGGUUUUAUUAUGACCU